This is a messenger RNA of Parnassius apollo (apollo), 885 nucleotides long. The record is from the annotation of a GenBank genome assembly. Lineage: Eukaryota; Metazoa; Arthropoda; Insecta; Lepidoptera; Papilionidae.
AUGCUGGUGACCUAUUUGGAAGCCAGCCGGGACCUUUGCGAGACGGACUCGAUUCUCUUUGGCGCCGCAGUGGCAGUUUGCCGUAUUAUUGGCGCCAAACUUCCCAUGGCUGGACGCGCUACUACACAAAGUAACGCCAUCCCAGCCUGGAGGAAAAGAAUCGAGGACCGUAUCGCAAAGGCAGGGGCCCUUAUCGGCAGACUGACAAGCUUCAGGUCGGGUAAUAAUAGACCGAGGAUUAUGCGCACCGUUAGGAUGGCGUUUGCUGGGACAAAUAUCAGUUUGUCCCAGCCGAAUAUCACGCAGAAACUAACGGAGCGCAUAGACGACCUGAAGCAAAAUAUCGCUGCUUGGGGGAAGCGGAUUCGACGAUUUUCCGAGGGGUCAAGGCGGUUCAACCAGAAUCGUCUCUUCCAGAGUGAUCAGAAGAGGCUCUAUAAAUUAUUGGAGCGACCAAAGGUAUGUGUAGCGGGCCAAGGACCGGAUCAGGCUGACAUUAUCGCGUUCUGGCGUGGCCUGUGGUCAGAGCCCGUAAACCACAGGCUGGAGCCAUCUCUAUCCGUCACUGAGCAAAACCUGGCAGACCGAGUUCGGUACAUCCUGCGCUCCAACAUAUUUGGUGACGCCGAACUCGAACGACUACGACGUGAGGCUGUUCCCUCAUCGGAUGGAAAUGCUACGGCUGGGAAUGCGGCGCCACUAAUUGCGCAGCAAACUGCAAAUGUGGACGCUGCCGUCAAUAUUCCAUUUGUGGUUGAUUCAGACGAUGAUGGAAUAGUCCCCCACGAACUAGAGAAAAUGAGAAGCAUAUUGGAAGAGUCGAUGCUGGAAACGCGCAGCAUGCCUCUCGAAAAUCGACCGCGACUUCCCCCGCAUACCCCUUAG